This is a messenger RNA of Klebsormidium nitens, 1302 nucleotides long. NCBI's taxonomy places the organism in Eukaryota, Viridiplantae, Streptophyta, Klebsormidiophyceae, Klebsormidiales, Klebsormidiaceae. The record is from the annotation of a GenBank genome assembly.
AUGGAUCCGCCCGGUAAGCGCCGCCGUCUGGAAGCGGAUGGCGUCGAGGGGCUGAACGCCUCCAUCAGGGCGUGGGCAGUGCGCGAGGGCAUUCUCUUUGGAAAGCCACCGACGCAUUCCGCGUUCCCCAUCGGGAGGCAGGCGGGCUUCUCCUUCCGCAUCGAGACGAAGGCCCAGAACAAGAAGCUGAGGGACAUCAUCGCUCGAGACCCGGGACGCCCCUUCGCUAUCACCGAGCGCGCGCAGGGCGUCUUCGCGUUCUUCCUCGACGUCGACCUCCACUCCGGCGAGACCACGGAUUGGGACACAUCGACCGAAGAAGCCGUCAGAUCCGUCUUGGAAGCCCUGUCGCGCUCCUUCCCUCGGUCCCGAUCCAUCGUGACGGCAUCCACCACGGUCACCCUGCCGGACAAGCGGAGGGUGACCGUCGCGGAGGCGAGCGGCUCGGCCGGAAAGAGAGGGGUCCACAUCGUGUUCCCGCGGAUCCUGGUCGACAAGGAGCGCGCCAUGACAAUCCGGAGAUCCUUGGUCUCCGCGUUGUCCCGGAGCGGGAGCGACACGGGCCGCGACUGGGCGCAGAUCCUCGACGAGAGCGUCUACAAGACCGGUUCCGGCCUGAGGAAGUUGUGGGCUACGAAGACCGUCAAGGACAAGGGCAGCACAAUCGCGCACGUCGUCCCGCAGGACAGCGCGACGGCGAUGAAGAAGAGGGACAUAUGGCUCUCCGACACCGCCCCGCUGACUGCGCUGCCCGUGGCCCUCGCUCCGUUUGCGGUCUCGAAGAGCCUCACCCCCUCACGCAAGUCCAAGACGGCGCGGGCUCCCGUCUCGGAGAGCAUGCCGGACGUCCUGUCGGACGCGUGCGCUCGCAUCCUCCGGGACGUGUUCGCGGGCAACGACAUCGGGGCGCGGUUCAGGGCCAAGCGCAUCGGGGACACGCGCAUAGUGGUUCAGACCGACUCGCGCUCGUGCCCUUUCCGCGGGGGCAUGGACCACACAUCCCACCACGCAUACGCGACGAUGGACGUGCACGGCGUCGCGCACCUCGCGUGCCACGGCUCCACGUGCAAGGGGCGGCGCCUCGUCGGGAGGGCCUUGAGAACCGAGGAGUUGGCCAUGUUGUUCCCGGGCUACGAUGCCCUCGAGAGGGGGACGGGCAUACCCACUUGGAGCGCAUUGCGGGCUCUGACGCCGACGAAGCGCGCAUUCGUCUUAGGCUACCUCAGGGAUAGGUUCGCGAACGAUGCAGAUAAGGUGUUCCAGGCUAGGCUGAAGAGCUUCGGGGCCUCGGGACCAGAGUAG